This is a messenger RNA of Kalmanozyma brasiliensis GHG001, 1698 nucleotides long. RefSeq names its product Aldehyde dehydrogenase. The coding region runs from base 1 to 1698 and encodes 565 amino acids. Gene Ontology annotation, molecular function: methylmalonate-semialdehyde dehydrogenase (acylating, NAD+) activity; malonate-semialdehyde dehydrogenase (acetylating, [NAD(P)+]) activity. The record is from RefSeq and is a predicted model, not a curated record. The transcript has a single exon. Gene Ontology annotation, cellular component: mitochondrion. Gene Ontology annotation, biological process: thymine catabolic process; L-valine catabolic process. Lineage: Eukaryota; Fungi; Basidiomycota; Ustilaginomycetes; Ustilaginales.
AUGCGCUCCAUCAACCUCCUUCGCGCCUCUUCCAAGGCCAUCAACAGCGCCAACGCUGCACGAUGCCUUUCCACCUCGGCUGCUUCUAGGCUCGCCCAGCCUGCCGCCGCCGCUUCCGCCGGUGAAGCUCAGGCUCAGCUCAGCCAGAUCGCCCUAUCGCGAGCCAAGGAUGUCGAGUCCAAGUGGCAGGGCACCUCGAUGCUCGGCGGCACCACCAAGAACUUUGUCGACGGCAAGUUCGUCGACUCGUCCGCCUCGUCCUGGCUCGACGUCAACGACCCUUCCACCCAGGCUCUUCUCUCCAAGGUGCCCCUCACCACGCAGUCCGAGUUCGAUGCUGCCGUCGCCAACGCGGAGGCCGCCUUCCCCGCGUGGCGCGAGACGAGCUUGCUCACGCGUCAGCAGGUCAUGUUCAAGCUCCAGGCCCUCCUCCGCGAACACAUGGAUGACAUUGCCAACGCCAUCGUGCUCGAGCAGGGCAAGACCUUUGCCGAUGCCAAGGGUGACGUCCUCCGUGGUCUUCAAGUCGUCGAAGUCGCCUGCGGUGUCACAUCCACCAUGCUCGAGGAGCGCAUCGAGGUGUCCAAGGACAUGGACACCUACGCUCGUCGCGAGCCUCUCGGUGUCACCGCUGCCAUCGCGCCCUUCAACUUCCCCGCCAUGAUCCCGCUCUGGUCCAUUCCCAUGGCCACCGUCACUGGUAACACGUUGGUCCUCAAGCCCUCGGAGCGCGUUCCUGGUGCAUCGAUGAUCAUUGCCGAGCUCUGCCAGCGCGCCGGAAUGCCCAAGGGCGUGCUCAACGUCGUCAACGGCGCGGUCGACAUUGUCAACGGCAUCUGCGACGACCCGCGCAUCAAGGCCAUCUCGUUCGUCGGCUCCGACAAGGCCGGUGCGCACAUUUACCACCGUGGUACCCAGAACGGCAAGCGCGUGCAGGCCAACCUCGGCGCUAAGAACCACGCCAUCCUCAUGCCCGAUGCCAACAAGAACUUUGCGCUCAACUCGAUCGCGGGUGCUGCGUUUGGUGCUGCAGGCCAGCGAUGCAUGGCGCUGUCGGUGGUGGUUGCGGUGGGAGAGGCGCAGUCGUGGGUGCCGGAGCUUGUUGAGCGUGCUAAGCAGUUGAAGGUGUCAGGAGGCUUUGAGGAGGGUGCUGAUUUGGGACCGCUCAUCAGCCCUGCCGCGCGCGACCGUGUCCGCUCCCUCACUGGUAGCGUCGAGCAGGAGGGCGGAAAGAUCUUGCUGGAUGGUACCGACUUUGCCUCCCCCGACUACCCCAACGGCAACUUUGUCGGCCCCUCGAUCGUUGAAGCCGGCCCGGGAAUGAAGGCGUACGACCAGGAAAUCUUCGGCCCCACCCUCGUCGUCCUCAAAGCAGACACCCUCGAUCAGGCCGUCGAGUACAUCAACAAGAACAAAUACGGCAACGGUGCUGCGAUCUUUACCACCAACGGCGCAACGGCGAGGAAGUUCGAAAAGACCGUCAACGCCGGUCAGCUCGGUGUCAAUGUUCCCGUUCCCGUGCCUCUGCCCAUGUUCGCGUGGAGUGGUAACAAGGGCAGUGUCAUGGGCGAUAUCGGUUUCUACGGUAAGAGUGCGCUCAACUUUUACACGAGCUACAAGACCAGCACCAGCUUGUGGCGCGCCGAGGACGCAAACAUGUCGGAGAGGGCAAGCGUCAACAUGCCCACCAUGUCGUAG